This is a messenger RNA of Laetiporus sulphureus 93-53, 2903 nucleotides long. Its product is annotated as HECT-domain-containing protein. NCBI's taxonomy places the organism in Eukaryota, Fungi, Basidiomycota, Agaricomycetes, Polyporales, Laetiporaceae. The transcript is spliced from 7 exons. Gene Ontology annotation, molecular function: protein binding; ubiquitin protein ligase activity. The coding region runs from base 208 to 2667 and encodes 819 amino acids. The record is from RefSeq and is a predicted model, not a curated record. Gene Ontology annotation, biological process: ubiquitin-dependent protein catabolic process.
GGUCUUCCUGCUCACGCCCAAGCACUGCCAUUCAACACUCGUCCAGUCUCACUGUUUUUGCCGUUAUAAGCCUGUCUCUUUCCUUUAUCAUCCCCUGCGAAGGCCUUUAGCUGCCAAGCGCGAUGACGACUCCCCAAAACCAGCCGAAGAAGGUCAGGAUCACUGGUAAGUGGUUUUCGGGAUAUCUCGUUGACUGUUGUUGAGCACAUGACAGUCGUCGCUGCGGAUGGUUUGUCCAAGCGCGAGGUCUUCCGCCUCCCUGAUCCAUUCGCUGUGAUCACUGUGGAUGCGGAGCAAACUCACACCACGAGCGUCAUCAAGAAGACCCUGAACCCGUACUGGAACGAGAGUUUUGAUAUCUUCGUUAAGGACUCUUCUGUGAUUGCGGUCCAGAUCUUUGACCAGCGCAAGUUUAAGAAGCGGGAUCAAGGAUUCUUGGGUGUUGUAAACAUUCGCGUCAGCGAUGUUAUUGACCUGGAGAUGGGUGGCCAUGAGAUGCUUACACUAGACCUGAAGAAGUCCAACGACAAUCUCGUGGUACACGGCAAACUGAUUCUAUAUCUCUCCACCAAUGUUAAUCAGCCAAUAAGCAAUCCUGGUCCAUCGCAGGUGAACACGAUCUCAGAGACAUUAUCCGGAAUCUCCCUCAAUUCUGGCGGGUCCUCUGCGGCGGCGAGCAGCAACAACCUGGCUGCAGGCAACACACUCUCUCGUACUUCUAGUGCGCAUGCAAUCGGCGCCGACAACGCUCAAGCGUCGGUACCGGCGCCACACGUAUCCACCCCUGGCGCUGAGGCUGAGCAAUCGCCGACGAGCCCUGCGCGACCCGCAAGCACGGGCAAUGCCGCCGCUGUAGGCGCGCAAUCCCCGGUGGCCAACCCGAGCGCCACAGGGCACACUGCGUCUAAUAAUAACGCUCAGCUCCGCAACUUCAACCCGCAUGAGGAUCAGUACGGACCGCUCCCACAGGGCUGGGAGCGUCGCAUCGACCCCUUGGGACGCACGUACUACGUCGACCAUAACACGCGCACUACGACAUGGAACCGACCAUCCUCCAGCCAGACUGCCAAUACCCAUGCUCAGGACGGCGUGACGAAUGCCGCUCGCGACCAGCACAACCGUCGUAUCCUUGUCGACGAUAUGUUGGAAGCGAACAACAGCGCAGUUGCUCGUGCCAGCUCGGCCCAAGUUAACACGUCAGCCGCCGCUCUUGCGGCAAGCAACAACCUUACCACGACUGGUGCAGGACCUCUUCCCGCCGGCUGGGAGGAACGGUAUACUCCCGAGGGUCGGCCUUAUUACGUAGAUCACAACACCCGCACCACGACAUGGGUGGAUCCUCGUCGGCAGACGAUCAUCCGCGUCAUGGGCCCGAAUGCGGGGAACAAUACUUUCCAGCCGCAGACGAUCUCGCAACUUGGACCUUUGCCGUCCGGGUGGGAGAUGCGUCUCACGUCCACUGCGCGUGUGUACUUCGUCGACCACAACACGAAGACGACCACAUGGGACGACCCACGCCUGCCAUCCACGCUGGAUGCGAACGUGCCUCAGUAUAAGCGCGACUUCCGCAGGAAGCUCAUUUACUUCAGGAGCCAGCCUGCAAUGCGCGCCCAGCCCGGCAACUGCCAGAUUAAAGUCAGGCGAAACCAUAUCUUUGAGGACAGUUAUGCAGAGAUCAUGAGGCAAACUCCGAACGAUCUCAAGAAGCGGCUGAUGAUCAAAUUCGACGGAGAGGAUGGUUUGGACUACGGUGGUUUAUCAAGGGAGUUCUUUUUCCUGCUCUCGCACGAGAUGUUCAACCCCUUCUACUGCUUGUUCGAGUACUCGGCACAUGACAACUACACUCUCCAGAUCAAUCCUGCGUCUGGUGUCAACCCCGAGCACUUGAACUACUUCAAGUUCAUUGGACGGUGCUUGGGCCUGGGCAUUUUCCACCGCCGGUUCCUCGAUGCAUACUUCAUCACCGCGUUCUACAAGAUGAUCCUCAGGAAGAAGGUGACGUUGGCGGACCUUGAGAGCGUUGACGCCGAGCUUCACCGUGGACUAACGUGGAUGCUGGAGAACGACAUCACCGAUGUUAUCGACGAGACGUUCACGACCACUGAGGAGCGCUUUGGCGAGAUGGUCACUGUGGAGCUAAAGGCUGAUGGUGCUGAAAUCCCCGUGACUGAGGAUAACAAGAAAGAAUAUGUCAGCUGCGUCGUCGAGUACCGUAUCCAGCGACGCGUCAAGGACCAGUUCGAGGCAUUCAUGUCUGGAUUCAGCGAGCUGAUUCCGCAGGACCUCGUCAACGUCUUCGACGAGCGUGAGCUUGAGCUCCUCAUUGGAGGCAUGUCCGAGAUCGACGUCGACGACUGGAGCAAGUUCACUGACUACCGUGGAUACGAGGUCAAUGACGAGGUUGUCCAGUGGUUCUGGAAGUGCGUGCGCUCGUGGCCUCCUGAGCGCAAGUCGCGGCUCUUGCAGUUCGCGACGGGCACGUCGCGUAUACCUGUCAACGGAUUUAAGGAUCUGCAGGGCUCAGAUGGGCCGCGGCGGUUCACGAUCGAGAAGUCGGGCGAUCCCAGCCAGCUGCCGAAGAGUCACACGUGCUUUAACCGCAUUGACCUCCCACCGUAUAAGGACUAUGCGACAUUGGAACAGAAGUUGACGUUGGCCGUAGAGUGAGUAUUCCUGCGAUCAAUGUAUUUCGUGUACGAGUCGCUGACACCUUUGUUAGGGAAACAGUUGGCUUCGGGCAAGAGUAGGCCCGCAAUAUCUGCUCACCUCUUCGUUUCGUUUCCUUCCAUCUUUCGUCCUUUUCUAAGCCUCUCUUUUGAUCUAUGCUGUGCCUCACGUGUACUAUUUUCUCGCCCCUACAUCUACCCGGUCCCUCGUUCUCUUUGUUUCACUCGUUUGGCCGG